AUGGUUCUCGGCCAGCACCGUAUAAUACGCAAGAAUGUAAAUAACGACGACUCCAAAGAAGAGGACCUAACACAUCAAAAAUCAAAUGUUGGUGAUGAGGUAGCCAGCAGGAGCGAUUCGGUUACAGAAAGAGCAGCGGUCGCAGCAGCACUCCGAGAAAGAUUGCUGCCGGCUGUUCCUCUAAACCUGUGCCCUUCUCGAAAUGGCGACGAGCGGUGCAAUGAAUCAGAAAUGAUAGGCGUGUCUUCAAGUACAACAGAAUCAGGACAUUUUCAAACUCUCCUUAUCUUUUAG
Cercopithifilaria johnstoni is the source of this 294-nucleotide messenger RNA. The record is from the annotation of a GenBank genome assembly. NCBI's taxonomy places the organism in Eukaryota, Metazoa, Nematoda, Chromadorea, Rhabditida, Onchocercidae.